AUGGGAAGCGGAACGUUGAAAGUGACGCGGGCGUACGUGGCUGACAAGACCACCAAGGAGCAGCGAACCUACCUCCUCGCCUAUACCAGAUCUCAGCAGUACGCCGGGUUUACCGUCAUGCCGAUUCUAGGUGGGUUCUUCAGCUACCUCCUGGGCUCGACGGAGAUCCCGCUGCUGGGGCGCUUCCUCUUGCUGACGCAAUUCACGGCCCCUGCCUUCUUCGUGGCGGAAUUAAAGAAGCCGGCGAAGACUACUUCCUCUGGGAAGGAGCUGUCCGGAACUGCGUCGGGGGUCACCCCGACCACUGAUCUAGGCAGCGAUGACAGCGGCGGUCUUAGCGACGGCGAUGUCCCUGACCAAGAACAUCAAGACCUUCGGCCGGCGGCGGAGUAUUCCCCUCCGGGAAGCGUCAGCAGCAACAGCAGCGGUCCUCGCACCGGAAGGGGAAGCCCCCCGUCAGUUGUCGGGCAGUACGUCGACACCUCCGGCGACGGCGACUCGGGCGGUAGCGACGACGACAAGGGAAUGGGACAUGUGGAAGGCGGGUAUCAGACGGGGUUAGGGUCGGCGGGGAACAGAGCGGGAGUGGAAGUGACGUUCCAUGAUUCAGUUCAACAUGAGGCGAAACACGGGGAUGUGGUGGGAAGGGAGACGUCGACGCUGGGGGAAGGGGGUUGGCUCGCGCGGAAGCUCCGGCUCCGCCUUCCGAGCAGGGGAGACAUGCAUAUCUACGGCGGUUUCCUCCUCAACGUCAGCACCAAGGGCACCAUCUCGUGCUUCGAGACCAUCGGCGCGGCGUACGCGAUCACAACAUUUUCGCUCACCAACGCAGAGGCCGGCUCCAUUUUCGCGGCCUGCGGAGCGAUCGGCGUGGUCACCCUCCUGUCGAUGCGGCUCCUGUGCAAGCACUUCAACGACAUCCAGCUGGUCCUGGGAGGGGUGUCGCUCAUGAUCGUGACGUGCGCCAUGCUGGCCUUGCCCCCCACGUUCAUCGGCUUGCACGUGUUCAUCGCGGCGGUGUUCUUGGUAUACUCCAUCGGAUAUCCUAUCGGCCACACGGCGGUUCUGGCAUUGUUCUCGAAAAUGGUGGGAACCCAACCCCAGGGAACACUGAUGGGCUGGUUCGGGUCGGCCGGCGCAAUAUCCCGUGCUAGUUUCCCCGUCCUCGCUGGCGUGCUGUGUGAAGUGCUCGGAACCUCGGCGCUGUUUCUGUUCUUGGUGGCCAUGCUCUCCGUCCCGAUCGCGCUGCUGUUCACUUUCCGGAGGCCGUACCUGGAUUGCAUCGAGAUCACCAACAGGCGUAAGGCGGCCGUGGGAGCAGCCAGCCCGCUCGCUCGUGGCGUCGACAAGUAG
Ectocarpus siliculosus is the source of this 1353-nucleotide messenger RNA. Lineage: Eukaryota; Phaeophyceae; Ectocarpales; Ectocarpaceae. The record is from the annotation of a GenBank genome assembly.